Cryptotermes secundus is the source of this 5125-nucleotide messenger RNA. It is a transcript of the gene wapl, whose product is annotated as protein wings apart-like. NCBI's taxonomy places the organism in Eukaryota, Metazoa, Arthropoda, Insecta, Blattodea, Kalotermitidae. The coding region runs from base 618 to 4328 and encodes 1236 amino acids. The record is from RefSeq and is a predicted model, not a curated record. The transcript has 14 exons. Gene Ontology annotation, biological process: regulation of chromosome condensation.
CUGUAAAGGACAGUAAGUGAGUGCUGAUCAGUGCUGAUGACGUACGGAAUCUUCGAACUGGGCACUGGAAUGAGCGGAAUGAGCUUCCUUCGCGAUCCGAGAGAUGAUUCGUUUGUAGGCAAGGUUAUGUGCAUGUGUGUGCGUGUAUGUAUGCGUGUGCGGUUAUACACUAUGAGCGACGUGACCGACUAUGACAUGACAGUUCUAUAUGAUGUUACUUUUGUGCAAGUUUCUGAAUAGAUACCACUGGUGUUCGGUUGUGGUUCGUACACUUUCGUUUGUUACGAAAGUAGACAAGGAACGAAGAUAGAGUUGAAAGUUAGUAUAGAUGAUUAGGUAGCAUUGUGUAAAUAAUGCAGAAUGUUACAAAAUGUGUGUCGUGAAUGAAAAUAGUCUCUGAUUCCGAUGUAAACAAAUUAAUAUGUUCAUACGCUUAUCUGUAGAUAUGUUAACCCCGUUAUGGGCACCUUGUUGAACAUUCAGUCUGAAACAUGGCGACUUACGCUAGAUUUGUAUUUGUGUCAUUCAUAACGAACAGUUGAGGUUCUUCCUUACGGGACGGAAUGAUGGCUAGACAGGUAAUUAUGAAGCCAGUUGACAAAGGGCUCUAGUUCUGAAUGAUGGCAAGCAACAUGUCGCGUGGAUAUUCCAAAGUGUGCAACCGCAAAUUGAAUGCCGUCUCUCAGGCAAGCAUUCAGUUUGACAAACUAUUCCAUGAGAACAGCAAUCGCCCUUCAGCUGCAAAGUCUGCUGGUACUGUAGGCAAAUGGGGUGUCAUUUCAUGUACAUCUCUCAGAAGUACAAAUUUCAAUGGUCGAAGAGAUGAAAUUCUUAGUAACAAGAGAAUGAGAAUGGAUUACAGCAACCGUAACCCACAACAUCCUACCCCAUCAAAGGAUCCGUUUUCAUUCGACACAGAAUCCGAUGGAUUACAGAGUAAGCUGUUAGCAGGAGGAGCCACCUCUCCAGUGAAAUCUGUACCCAAACCUAAAAAGUUUUUUAAGAGUCGGAACAUUGAUACAAUUCCUCAAGAGGAAAUUAGGUUGAACGCAUCCGUGUACAUGGGAAGUAACCGCAGUACAGAGUCAAGUUAUGGUUCACAUGGGGGCAAAAAGUAUGGGAAGGGAGGAUAUGGUCCGAGGCUACAACAGUGUAACACUUCAUCAUCCAGCCAGUCAGGCAGCGGUGGGUCAAAGAAAUUCUUCACAUCAACAGCAAUAAAGACCUCAGGUUCUGUUGGAAGUGGCGAAUCAGUGGGUGAGCAGAUAGAAGCAAUGAAUCUGUCAAGUCCUACCAAGACUGUGGCACCUCUAAGAGAAGAGAACAAACCCCCAAUUGUUCUGAGGAUAUGCAAGGGCACUGCACAUCUUGUGAAUGAAAUCAAGGAACCUUCAAGCAUUCAUCAGCCACCUGUGAAGUCUCUAAAUGAGAAUAAUGUGCGAAGUACUAGAAGAAGACAUGCAGAUGUUGGUCAUGACUCUCGGUCAAUGUCAGCUCACGAAAAUAAUAAGGAUAAAUCAUCUUAUGUCAGUAUUACAUCACCAAAGAAGUCCAGUAAAGUGGGGAAAGACAUGGUCGUAGUCCGAAGUCAUAAUGCUUCGGAGCCUGUGAUAGUGGAUAAGAUUGAAAUGCAAAGUGGUGACAGUAAUCAAGAGGAAGUGUAUGCAGAAAAACAGAUUGUGAGGACUGAGGAAGUUACUGAACAGCAAGCUGUGUAUGAGGGGAUACAAACUAUGCAUGAUGAAAAAGAAAAUAUUAGUGGUGGUGAGGGUGUAAUUACUGAUGUUGAAAUUCCCUCUUCAGUGUACCCCACAGUACUGAAGACUAAAAUCAUAACGACUGUUGUUCCUGAAGUUCCAACAGACCCAGCUGCUGAAGCAGAAGUUAGGGCAGUAGCCGCUGAAGCACCCGUUUGCAAAGAUUUUAAUAAAGAUGAUGAAGAAAAAUUACUGAAAGCUGAGGAACUUCUUUCCAGCACAUACGUUGAUUUCACUUCUGCCACUGAGAAACUCUUGCUCAUGGGACCAAAGGAACCCUCCAAAGCAGUUCUUGAUCAUGAUUUGUUCUCAGACAGUGAAGAUAGUAACAGCAUUGCAGAUCAAAUAAACACAAUUGCAUCUUCCCAGGCAGAUUGUGAGACAGAUUUACAGGUCAGACCUGCAGAGGAAGGGUUGGCAGAAAAGGACAAGGGUGAGGAAAUUGAAAGUAUUGGAACUUCACAGCCAGAUGAAGUUCAGAGUCAGCCGGAGUGCGAACACAACAGUAGUAGCACUAGUAAUACCGCUGCCGCCGAAAGGACAAACUCACCUGCAACUAAGAAGGGGAGUAUUUUUAAAAGUCGAUCUCUUCUCUCAGAUGGUAGUAAGAAACGGUUGGCCCUAUACAAACAUAAGUGGGUUGAUGACAAGGAUGGUGCUGCAGGUGGAUCCCAACCAGGUGCUGAUAUAUCAGCAUCCAGAACUCUGUCGUCAUCUCAGCCCAUUAGUGCUACCAGCACUUAUAGUGAUAUGGAGGAGGAAUUUGAACCUGCUAAACUCACCAGGGUUGUCACAUGGCCUGCUCCUGGAACCAAUCAUGAUGAUGAGGCAGAGGCCAUCACCAGCAUCAAAUGCAACAAGAAAGCCAAAGGAUUUUACACAGUAGUAAGAAAUGUAAAGAAGGCUCAUCAGAUUCAGGAAUCAGGUGAAUUCCAGGAAUUUAAUGAUGAUGUGGAAUACAUUCUGGAUGCACUUCAGGAUAAUAACCCCAUAGGAACAAGGUGCCUCUCAGCUAUAACACUAGCGUCCAAGUGCAUGGCCCCUGCCUUCAGGAUGCAUGUUAGGGCUCAUGGGACAGUGGCCAAGUUCUUCCGUGCCUUACAUGAUGCCACCAAAGAUCAGAGCCUUGGACUUUGCACAGCCACUGUUAUGUUCGUGCUUAGUCAGGAUCGACUGAACAUGGAUCUGGAUCGGCACAGUCUGGAACUAAUGCUGAAUUUGCUUGAAUCUGAUGCAAGUCAUCGCAAUGCUCUUGAUGACUGUGGCAUGAGCAGUACACAACUGCAUAAAAACAAACAGAAAGUGCGAGAGCUAUGUGCUGAGAUCCAAAGUCAAGGUCAUGCAAAGCACUUGAAUCUGGAUAAUAUAACGGUGGGGCAGCUAGCCAUGGAGACAUUACUAAGUCUUACUUCUAGACGUGCUGGAGAAUGGUUUAAAGAGGAACUGAGAGAACUGGGGGGUCUUGAACAUAUUGUUAAAACGAUAUGUGACUGUUGCCGUCAAGUUGAUGACUAUAUUGUUGAGUGGACUGAGCCUUUGCUGGACAAAUUGAGGAAGGUGGACCGCUGCUUGCGUGUUCUUGAAAAUGUAACAAAUCAAAAUGAGGAAAACCAGCUAUACCUUUUGAAGUAUGGGGAUGGUAUGUUGAUUGACACGUUGAUCAAACUGUAUCGACAUUGUGACUCGGAGAUUCCAUUGUACCCAGUGACAAAUCUAGCAGACAAAAUGUCAGCUGGUACUGUGAUUCGUGAGGUUUUGCUUGCUACCCUCAAAGUGCUAAUCAACCUCACACAUGACUUCAAUAAUGAAUCAUAUGGUAGCACUUUAGUUGGAGAAAGGAAAGGCAUUGUGAAUGCUAGCCUUCAUGUUUUGUUGCAAGUUCCAAAUUAUGUUCCAGAAGAAAAGAAGUUUGACUUGCUGGUCUUGGCACUGAUUUUGUUGAUCAAUCUUGUAGAACACAGCAAGGCCAACAGGAAAUUACUUCUUGAAGCCAAAGCACCAUCAGAUCCUGAAAGUAUAUUUUUCCAAGAAGACAAGACUGCUGUAGAAGCACUAAUUUCCUUGUUUUAUCAGCAAGAGGAACUUGCAAGGGUUGAAGAGGUCAAAACAGAUGCUAUCCUUGAUGGCAAGAAAGAUACUGAAGUACCUGAGGCAGAAACAUCUGCACCAAAAACUUACGAAGAGUUCAUAGAAGAAACAGUUGCAAAAUUGUUGCAGAAAGCCGGACGCAACAUGGAGCAUACACUGAUUGGAGCAUAUAUUGGUCUUCUGCUAGGAUACCUUAUUAUGGAUAAUAAGGAAUAUGAGCUCCAAGUACGACAGUAUUUGCCAGAGAAGAACUUCAAACUGAUGGUGAUGGUACUGCAGAAAGUGUACAACUUCAUGAACCUUACAGCAUCUGCUGUGGGUAGCAGUCGAGGCAUUGCACAGACGGAGCGUGUUAUCAACUACCUUGAGCAGUCUGAUGUGCGAGCCGCACAGUGUGAAGCAGGAGACAAUGCUGAAAGUGUAAAGGUGAGCUUGGCGGUGGCAGCAGUAACGACCACACCGGUCAGCGACAGCAUUUCCUAGUGGUUGUAGUUGUAACUAAUUGUCAGUGAUUGCUCACAAGAUUCUGUAAUGUACAUCACUUUUCUUCCUUUAGUUUGAGAGGAAGUGUUAAAAUACUGUCAUAAUAUUUAUUAAGUAGUGACACGUGCUGUGAUCUGAAUACACAGUCUGCUGAUGUAAAUUUUAUGGUGGAUGCAGAGAUAAAGUAGUGAUUUUAUGCCAGCCAAACAUUAAUAAUUAAUGAAGACAUCAUAAACUAUGUGUAUGAUGGUGGUGGUGUUUUCAUGAAGGUCAGUGUAGAUGGACAAUUAUGUUGGAUGCAAUAUUUCAGGUUUACAACAACUAUUUAUAUGUAAAUCAGUAAGUUUUCUCUAAAUAUUUUAAUUUAAAGAGCACAAUUUGACUACAGUUGUUUAGGUGUAAGAAACACAACAUUCUACAGUCAGACAGGUGUAACUGACAUUCUCAGGGCUUGAAAAAUAAUGACAAAUUCAGUAGCCUUGAUGAAAAUAAGGGUAUAAUUAAUGACAAAUUUAUAUUAUUUUAGCUUCAAAACAUUUCUUGUAUAGUUCAGUGUAUCUACUGAUUGAUAAGGAUUCUCUUUUCAGGCACGAGAUUUUACUUUUGUGUAAUCUGAUACCCAAGUUUUUCAAGCCCUGGAUUUAACAUGUUAGAAUUCGCUAUAUUUAUCUGUUUCUUAACAGUUUGUCUUGAUCUGGUGAAUUCAGUCUACAUGAUAACUUAAAUGCACCCAAUGUGAACUGAUGGCAGUAAUAUUUAAUGAGAAAAUAACGUGGCGCUAAGUUCUAUUUUUCCAG